AUGUCAGACCAGGCUGUGCUGGCUGGCGUGGCGCAGGCAUCGUCGCCAUCGGCGCUGCGGACAGAGGCCAUCGGGUUUCCCCUCGGCGACGCCUCGGCCCGCAUCGCUGCUCUCACCCAGCAGGUCACCCGCCUCCAGCGGACUGUCGUCCGCCAGCAGGAGAUCAUCUCUACACUGUCGGCGUCGCGGGGCGGCGAUCGCGGGAGCGACGUAUCAACGGCUAGUGGAGCCAUCAGCGGUGAUGGCGGAGCAGUGAGCGUCGAGGAUGUGCCGUCCGAGUACGCGGUCAUGGCCGAGUCACCAGCAGCGGCAUCCGAGGCGUUGCUGUUUGCCUCGCGCUCGGUCGCGCGCAACCGGUCUAUUUCGGGCGUGAUCAACACCAUCAUGUCGCGGUGCCGGCAGCUGAUCGGGUCGGACGUGGUCAACUUUUUCAUUCUUGACCACAAAACCCACGAGCUGUGGUCGGAGACCUCGCGCGGAGUGGACGAGAUCCGGUUUCCCAUCACCGCAGGCAUCGCCGGUUACGUGGCCCGGACCGGCAAAGUGGUCAACAUCGACGACGCAUACACCUCGCCGUUUUUCAAUCCCGAGUUUGAUCGCAAGACUCGGUUCCGCACCGGCUCGGUCCUCUGCCUCCCGGUCCGCGACGCCGACGGCGAGAUCCUCGGCGUGGCGCAAGCCAUCAACAAGCACGGCGCCCGUUCGUUCUCCCAGGCUGACAUCGACCUCAUCCACGCCUUUACCGCCCAGGUCUCAGUCUCGAUCUACAACGCCAUUUACAUCGACAAGCUCAACACGCUCCUCACCCAUCAGUCGACCGCGCCGGAGCGCGAGGCCGCCGACCUCGCCGCCAUUCUCCCGGACAUCCUCACCACUGCCGCAGACGUCCUUGAGGUCCCGGACAUCCGCGUCUUUCUGCUGGAGCGCUCGCUCGCCUCGGGCCUCGACCUCGAGUCGGACGCGCCGCCGACGGACGUCCCGCCGUCGGACGCCCAGCGUCUGGUGGCGCCGAUUCCGGUCCCGCUCGCGCUCGGCUCGGGCUCGGGCUCGCUGCCGGCCUCGCACGUUGCUUUCCCGGCCUCGCAUGGCCUUUCGGGCGUUGCUCUCGCCGAGCGGCGGACCGUUUGCCUCGCCGCGGUCUCACACGAGCCACUCUAUGAGCCGUACCUAGAGGGUCCGCCGCUGGCCUCGUCGUUCAUUGCCACACCGCUGCUCGACGGGCAGGGUCGCGCAGUCGGCGUACUCACUGCCGCCAACAAGUUUGGCGCCCGCAACUUUUCGUCUGGCGACCGCAUGCUUGUACAGUACGUUGCCAAUCGAAUCGAGGGCAUUGUCCAGCACUGCCGGCUUCUCUCGCAGGUUGUCGGCUCGGAGCGCCUUCUCCGCAACAUUGUGCACUCGCUCGACCAGGUCCUGCUCAUUCUUGACGACUCGGGCCGGCUUGUCCUCUCCAACCAUCGCAAGCAGACCGCCAAGCUCUUCCCCAACACAACCAUGGCGGCGCUCCGCUCCUCACACUACUCGGCAUGGAUGGACGUCGACGAGAUGCGCGCUGCCGUCGACGCCGUCCUCGACUCUGGCGUGUCGCAGGAGGCUGUCGACGUCGACGUUCGUGGCGCAGGCACCACCAUCAUCUCGUUCCGCGCCUCGCUCCUCCGCGAGGCUGACGGCGCCGUCCGUGCGAAGCGUGAGAUCACCCUCAACCGCUACCUCUCUCCGGCGGUGGCGAGCAAGGUGCUUGCAGACGAGUCGGCCACCAUCUCGCCAAUCAACACCCCGAGCCACGCCGUCCGCUCGCGUGCGUCAAUGACCCAGCCCGAGUGGGCCACCGCCACGGUGCUUUUUGCAGACAUCAUCGGCUUCUCAUCCAUGGCCGAGUCAAUGGACGCUCCGCACGUCGUGGCGCUCCUCAACGACUACUUCCCGCCCAUGAUCGACGUCGUCCUCGAGCGUGGCGGCGUGCUCGACAAGCUCAUCGGCGACUGCGUCAUGGCUACCUUUGGCGUCCCCUACCCUACGCCUACAGACGCUGUCGACGCUGUCGACGCCGCGCUCGACAUGCUCGACAGCAUCGAUGCCUUCAACAUCCGCCGCUGCCGCGACGGACUCGACUCGGUCCAGGUCGGCAUCGGCCUCCACACUGGGAAGGUUGUCGCUGGUAACAUCGGCUCACUCGACCGCAUGGACUACACCGUUGUGGGCGACAAUGUCAAUCUCGCGUCGCGAACGGAGAUGCUGACCCGGACCUACGGCGUCCCGCUGCUCGUCACCGAGGCCACCCUUUCCGCUGCCGGCCUCCCGCUCGAGACCGGGGGCGCCGACGACCCAAGCCCGUCGCCGGACAAGCUUGUCCGCCUUGUUGACCGCGUACGGGUCAAGGGCAAGACCACCACGGUCCGGGUCUUCCAGGUUGCCCGCACCAAGCCAUCGGUCCGUGACAUGUUUGCAGGCUACACCAGCGCGUACAAAGCGUACCAGUCGCGCGAGUUUGAUGCGGCGCAGCAAGCGUUUGCCCGGCUCGCCGAGGACCACGACGAUCGGCCGUCGGCUGUCAUGGCUGCACGGGCCAGCCACUUUGCGGCUGCCCUCGCGGCUGCGUCCGAGGCGGGCGCCGACCCGGCUGAUGCGGCAGCGGCACGUUCUGGUGCACUCGCAGCAGCAGGGUGGAACGGCGGCGUCUGGGUCAUGACCUCCAAGUUUUAAGGCGUCAGCUCAACCGUCGAGCGCGGCGCGCAGCUCCCGCGAGACCGCAUCGGGUGGCGCAGCGCCCUUUGUGGCCUUCAUGACAUGGGCAACCAGGAAACCAAGCGCACGCUUGUUGCCCGACUUGUACUUGGCAACAGCGUCCGGAUGGGCGGCAAGCGCGUCGGCGCACAGUGCGCUCAACGAGUCUGCCGCCAGCGGCGCGAGGCGCCAGCCGCGGGCGUCGAGAACGGCGUCGACGGCGGCAGGGCUUGCCUCACGCUCGCCGGCUCGAUGCAGCUCAAGAAAGACGCUGCGCGCGACCUUGCGCGAGACCUCGUUGCUCGCUACUAGCUCAAAGAUGCGCGCCAGGACGCUCGGGCGGACCACUGCGUCGGCCAUGGAUGGUUGCGGCGCGCCGCCGAGCCGGCCGUAGUACUCAUUGACAAUAAAGUCUGCAACCGGC
This is a messenger RNA of Thecamonas trahens ATCC 50062, 3148 nucleotides long. Its product is annotated as adenylate/guanylate cyclase with GAF and PAS/PAC sensor. NCBI's taxonomy places the organism in Eukaryota, Apusomonadida, Apusomonadidae. The record is from RefSeq and is a predicted model, not a curated record. Gene Ontology annotation, molecular function: protein binding. The coding region runs from base 1 to 2703 and encodes 900 amino acids. Gene Ontology annotation, biological process: cyclic nucleotide biosynthetic process; intracellular signal transduction. The transcript has 2 exons.